Messenger RNA from Echinococcus granulosus, 594 nucleotides. RefSeq lists its product as hypothetical. The coding region runs from base 1 to 594 and encodes 197 amino acids. NCBI's taxonomy places the organism in Eukaryota, Metazoa, Platyhelminthes, Cestoda, Cyclophyllidea, Taeniidae. The record is from RefSeq and is a predicted model, not a curated record. The transcript has 5 exons.
AUGGAACAUCACGUUCUGGAGGACAUUGCAGGCAUGUGCAGCAAAUUAAAUGUUUUUUUUGAAACUAAUAUCGAUAGUUCAAUCAAAGCGAUAGCUUUCAUGUGUCAUCGAAAUAUAAUUGAGAAAUUGUUAUGUGCAACAAAUGUUAGUGUGUAUUUGCGUAGCAUUUUUAAUAACCACGAUUGGGAGCAGUUGUUGAAAAUUUUUAAUAACAACCAUCUAGUUUUUUUAGCCAAACGGCCAAUAAUUGCAUUUUAUGAAAAAAAAGUCUUUUCCAUGUUAGCAUUUAUCACACAUUUUAUUCAAUGGCAGAUGGACAUGUAUACAUGCAAAUGCACGUUUACUUUUUGCUUAUCUGUAAUAAACAAUUUUGAGUGUUCCUUCACAAAUUUCUAUAUUAGAUUUAAAAUAAUUAAGACAGCCUGGUCAAGUCAACCCUCGAAAUCAUUCAUGCAAAUAUCUUUGCUCUUUCAGUUACAUCUCACUCGUUGCAUCCUGCUUCACUCAAGCCUUCUUGCCGUUUCAACUCCAACAGGAUCACAACAUAUUCUUCUGUCGUCUGCACCAGCACCUCUUGUAGCAAACACAGGUUGA